GAACUCAAAGGUAAAAUUAUGCCAAUGCAUAUGUGCAAUAAAAAUGGUUUAUCUUUAUAUGUGAAUAGCAACAGAAUCGCAUAAUUCACAUUUAGUAUGCUUGUAUAUUAUUUACUUUACUUAUUUAUUUACAGUAGAUAACGUGUUUUGAAUGGCUUAGCCUAACUCAAUUACUUGUAAUUGACCAUUUUUUAAAAUAAUCAUAAUAAUUUGACAAGAUCGUUAACAAGCCCCUUUUCGGUGACAGACACGGUAAGCGAUCUGGGAAUGUCAUCUCCCGAACCGGAGAGAGCAGCGGGGGCAGAGGGUCAGAGGAAGAGGAAGAGGACCAGGACCAUUUUCAGUCGCGCGCAACUGUCGGAGCUGGAGCGAGCCUUCGUGGUAACGCCGUAUCCCGACAUAACGUUACGAGAGAGGCUUGCGGCACUCACCCACCUUCCAGAAAGCAAGAUACAAGUAUGGUUCCAGAAUAGGCGAGCUCGUAGUACAAAGAGUGGCAGACUCAGCAGACCACUGAGGAGGAGUCCCGCUGGAGUCAUGGGGCCAGACUGCUGUCCCACUCCCAGUAUCAGCCGUAAAGGACCUGCCCUCGGUCCUGCAAUACCAGCACCAGGAGCUCGCAGAUCUGAGCCAUGCUGGGGAAAUGUUGGUGAGCAGUUCUGCUCUGACUGGGUUGUGCAACAACGCACCCCCAUGCAUCAUCAGUCACCCCAGCUGCCUCCUCGAACCUCUUCUGACCACCCUAAAUCCUUAAUAUGGGAUGACAGAAGCAACUCACACAUGGGAUGCUGUAAGAGCAUUGGGAGGCCCAGCCAACCAGCCCAGGAGCAGUUGGGUCGGUUCAGUCAGCCUUGUGCCGCCACGCUGGGGGAUGGGCCCCCAAGACCCCAGCCUCACUCUGCUACCCCAGCGAAGGAUGGGUGUAGCUCCCUGGACCAAGUGGUUCCCAUUCAUUCGCAGCAAAGAUACUGGAACAUAGAGCAAGACUAUCAUACUGCAAAUGGGGGUCAGACCUCACUGGGCUACAUCUCUGAUCUGAUCUAUAAUGCUGCUGUUGUCACCAAUCGGCUGGAAUUCUGAUUCCUCUCAUAUAAUGACCCCCCCCCCCCCCACCACCACAACCACGGUUUGCUUCCAUAGUCUCUAAGGGCAGAGUAGUGACUGCAGUUAUGAGAGCAGUCACCUAAUCUGUGAAAUAUGGAUAGGAAUCUUCCUAUUUCUCCUGUAAUAGGGGAGCCAGGAGAGUUUGGGCUUACAAGUGCUACAGUUCUAUUCAUCACCUGAUUACAAGUUUGUGUCUAUGCUGUGGCUAAAUAUGGCAAACUGAACGUUACCUACGUCAACUGAUCUCUUUUAAAUUGAUAUUUGCAAUUUUGCUUGUAGAUACAAUGUGAAGUUUGUAUUUAAAUCUAAAUCUAUUUGAAGUGACUUUGAUGGGCAUGGGUUCAUUUUUAACAUUUAUUUUAGCAACUUUUAGAAGAAAAAGAAAAAAAUCUUAUGGAUCUGUCUAAAUAUAUAAUUGUUUUAGUGUGAUGAUUAUUUGAAAGGGGAGUAUUGAUGCCCUCUGGUUUCAGCUAUUAUAUAAGAGCACAGAGAACCGGGACAUCAUAAAGCCAAGGUAUUGCAGAGACAACUAACAUAAGUCAACAUAAAAGUACAAGAGUCCUUUAUAACAAGUUAAGUAACCUAAAACAAUAGCUCUUUUACUCAUACACAUACUGGCUCACACAUCUUUUCCAAAGAAAAUGUUUCAAGUGCCUCUUUAUUACAAUUUCGUAUACGAAAUUGAUACACAGAGAAUGCAUCAUAUAGUUAUUUGUUGGAAUUUUUCAGAAAAAAAAAUGUUUCUAUGGUGAAAGAAAAGUAAAUCUAAAGAUAGAAAAAACUGAAAAGAAAGGUUAGAUUUCUAUCGGCUUAUGAGCUGUUUAAUUCCGACUGGAUUUAAAAUGCUGUGUGCAGUAUUAUAUAUACAAGUUAUUAUUGUGAUAAUGUGACGAAAGCCCUAAGAGUUCAGGAUUGUGAGCUUGCCAUAUAAUAACAAUCCUUAAUA
This is a messenger RNA of Brienomyrus brachyistius, 2050 nucleotides long. Its product is annotated as homeobox protein SEBOX-like. The record is from RefSeq and is a predicted model, not a curated record. NCBI's taxonomy places the organism in Eukaryota, Metazoa, Chordata, Actinopteri, Osteoglossiformes, Mormyridae. The transcript is spliced from 2 exons. The coding region runs from base 268 to 1080 and encodes 270 amino acids. Gene Ontology annotation, molecular function: DNA binding.